UCGAUGACUGGACGGCUGCGUGGCGUAGGCGUGUCUCCUUUACCAGGUAGGGCGUGUAGAAAAGAUGUUUCGAGGCGGCGCGUAAACAGUUCGAGUGAAGAUGGCGUCUGUCAAAAAGAAAGGAAGCGGAGUUGAAAAAGGUGUGAAUGGAAGACGUUCGUCCAAGCAUAAAGAAGGGCCAGUUGUGAUGGACACCAGGGCGAUUUUCGCGGCGGUCCACGCGGUGUGUGAGGAGAACGUCGCCUUCUUCUCAGGCGGCGCCAAGGGGUCCCAGGGGGAUGCGGCCCGCAGGCUGGUGGACUCCAUGACCCUCAUCCAGGAGCACGCUCGGGGCCUGGAGCCCGUCAUCCACGGCUUCACCUCCGUCUACCACCACUUUGACUUCGACCCGCACAUACCCGCCAAUGGCUACCGCUCCCUGGUCAAGGUGGUGCGCUGCUGCAUUCUCCACAUCAUCCACAAGGGGCGCUACAUCAGCAGCAACCGCCGCAGCAUCUUCUUCCGUGCGGCGCACAAUGCGGGGGAGAUGGAGGCCUACUGCAGCGCCCUGUGCCAGCUGCGCGCCCUGCUCUACCUGGCCCAGCGGCUGCUGCACGACAACAGCUACGGAAACCUCUUCCUCCAGGACGAGAGCGGCCUCAGCCAGAGCUUUGUGCGGGAGUACGCCUCCAUGCACAAGGGCUGCUUUUACGGCCGAUGCCUGGGAUUUCAGUUCAGCCCGGCAAUCCGGCCCUGUCUGCAGACCAUCGCCAUCGGCCUAGUGGCGUUCGGAGAGAACUACAAACGACACCAGUCGGGAAUAGUGGAGGCAGGCAGUAUUGCACCCUAUGGCGUAGCCGCCAGCUCGUUCUUCACCUCAGGGAAGUACGCCAUCGACCCUGAGCUCCGGGGGGCCGAGUUUGAGCGCAUCACACAGAACCUGGACGUGCACUUCUGGAAGUCCUUCUGGAACAUCACAGAGACAGAGGUGCUGUCGAGUCUAGCCAGCAUGACCUCAACGACGGUCAAGGUUAACCGAGCCCUCUCUGUGCCGCCCGUGCCCUUUGACCUCCCCCUGGUAGACAACCCGAAUGUCUCGGUGAACAUAGCUGCGCCUUCGGCUCACAUUGGCCCAGCCCCUGUUCAGAUGAGGCUCAUAUCCUACGACCUCCGCGAAGGACAGGACAGUGAGGCGCUGCUGUCCCUCACCCGCUCUGAAGGGGGCGCCAUGUCCCUGUCACUGGGACUCAAGACCAAGCACCUCCCGCCGUCCCCGUGCCUGCUCAUCCACUUCCAUGGUGGGGGCUUCGUGGCGCAGACCUCCAAGUCCCACGAGCCCUACCUGAAGAGCUGGUCCCAGGACCUGGGGGUCCCCAUCCUGUCAGUGGACUACUCCCUAGCCCCGGAGGCCCCCUUCCCCCGAGCCCUGGAGGAGUGCUUCUAUGCCUACUGCUGGGCCCUCAAGAACCACCACCUGCUGGGCUGGACGGGGGAGACUGUGUGCCUGGCGGGGGACAGCGCCGGAGGGAACCUUAGCGUGACCACGUCGAUGCGUGCGGCGGCACACGGCGUGCGCAUGCCCGACGGCAUCGUGGCGGCAUAUCCUGCCACCCUGCUCACCGCCUACGCCUCGCCAUCCCGCCUCCUCACCCUCAUGGACCCCCUGCUGCCGCUCAGCGUGCUCUCCCGCUGUCUGGCCGCCUACGCAGGCAGUGCAGAGCAGACGGAGCGACCCGUGGAGAAGGUCAGCACACUGGGCAUGGUAAGGAGGGACACGGCCCUGCUGCUCCGGGACUUCAAACAGGGGGCCUCCAACUGGAUCCAGUCCCUCCUCGACCCCAACAAGACCUCCACCCCCGCCAUCACUGGCCAGACCGCCGAGGGCCCAGCAGCAGACCCUGACGCGGUGAGGAAGAGUGUAUCGGAGGCGUCCAUGGCCUCCCGCCACGCCGACCCCCCCGUGCCUCCGGAGACGACAGACUUCUCCUUCAGGAAGCAGUCUCUGAAGAGCCAGACCUGCCAGGACCUCAGCUCCCAGCGAAACCCAGACUCCCACAAUGCAUCUUUGCUCCUGGAACGCACACCGGAGGACGUGAGCUUCUUCCUGGCCGAUAAGAUGGACCCGUCGUUCAGCCUGGCCCUCUCCUCCGUGGCCAUAGCGCCCCCCACUGUCCUGGAGGCCGACGGCUCGGAGCCAGAGUUCCCCAGGGAGUUCCCGGUGGGCUUUGAGCCACUGCGCUCGGACCAGCCGUCCAACAUGACCAUGCAGAGCUCCCCGGUGGUCCUGGACCCCUACUGCUCCCCGCUGCUCGCCCCCGACAGCAUGCUGAGAGGACUGCCCCCCGUGCACAUAGUGGCGUGUGCUCUGGACCCCAUGCUGGAUGACUCUGUGAUGUUCGCCAAGCGCCUGCGCGGCGUCGGCCGGCCCGUGACCCUGUGCGUGGUAGACGACCUGCCGCACGGCUUCCUCAGCCUGUCGCAGCUGUCCCGCGAGACCCGCGAGGCGGCGGACAUCUGCGUGGCCCGCAUCCGCGCAGUCUUCACCCACGAGGCGGGCAGCGCCGACGCCACCGUCACCACACCGCCGUCGGAGCCACGCAAGCACCGCAAGCUGGAGAGGACCCACAGGGCCUCCACCCUCCCCACCGACGACGGUGGUGGUGGUGGUGGUGGUGGUGGUGGCGGUGACGGUAGGCCCGCAACUCCCACCCUAUCCACGGGGAACAGCGUCUCCGUCGAGGGCGGAGGGGACGAGCCGGCUGAGGUCUCGGAGGUCUCAGAGGUGGGAGAGGGAACGGCGGCGGCGGUGCCGAGCCAGAGCGGAGCCGAGGCCGGCGGCAUCGGGGCGUAGAGGGGCCGUGGGGGGGGGAUCGGAGAAAAUACUUCUCCAAACCCUGCAGGUUGGGGAGGUAGAGUUGAGAGUAAAGCUCAGUUUUGAAUGAUGGAACAAAAAAGGCAGAGGGCCCCCUGAUGCAGGACGCCCUCCCUCUGUUUUGAAAAUUCUCUUGCAACCUGUCGUUGCUCCGCCUCGCUGAAGUUCAGCAGCCCGGCCAACAACAAGUAAUGCUGUAGACCGCCCCGCUCUUAUAACAAUUGAUGUUUUCCCUCAGAUAGAAGAGUUCUCUAGCAGCUGCACACAAACGGGCACGCAUAUGUCUGCACGCACACGCACAUAGCACACACACACACACACACACACACACAUACACAAUCUUUGCCUUUAGACGGGGGAGACUCUUGAGACGGGUGCGUCCGAGUGUUUGUAAGUGGAGGCCGGAGCAGACGAUUCGUCUGGGCCGUGGCAUUUGUGUCCUAAUCAGGUAUCACUGGACAACGGAGCAACGGAGACAUCGCUCCGCCUAAACGGCCGCUUGUCCAUUGGGAUGUCAUUCUAAAUCACACUUAAUAACGUCACAUGGGCUGUGUGUUAUGCCCUUUUGGCAGUUAAUACGGCCCACUGUGUGGCUAGUUGAUCGGCUCCCUCUUCUCUAAAUAGAAUUACCAGGCUAAACAACAUCUAACUUAUGAAGGGUGUUGGGGGGGGCUCAACUAGUUGAAUUGAUUCUCUUGUUUUUUGGGGACAACACUAUUACAAUACUUACACUCAACUAUUGUUAAAUAUGCUGUUAAUCUGAACCAGUCAAAUGGAUUGAGGUAUAUUUAGUUUGCUACCCUCUUUAUGCAGUAUUAUACCUCCAGGGUUUUCCUAUUUUAUGAAACAAAUGUUUAUACAUAUUUUAUUAGACUGAAACUUUGUUUGUGCAAAAUAUUGUUCUGGGCUCACUGUGUACCUUUCUCUUCAGCGGAUGGCACUGUGGUUGUUGAUCUCUGUUCAUCCCAUGCUGUGCGCUCUCUCUCUCUAAUGCUUUGUGCUGAAGCGUUUCAAAGUGCACACCAUACACAUUUCCCUGUCUCGGUAGCUGCCUGGCUCCUACCCGUACAGUGUUGGUGCGUUAGCGUCCAUAAUGCUCUCUCAUUGAAUCGAUGCGUUCUAAGAAGAAUAGUGACAUUCACACCUUUUGACAAAUGAGAUUUGUGUCUUUAUCAAUGCAAGCAGGCCCUGGUUUUGGGUUUCUGUUUCGUUUUAAGAGUUUUAUGUCAACGGAAAUGUUUCGAGAGAAGACUGAAAAUUGGUUUUGUAUUCUUUUUUUAUUAUUCAGGGUGUUAACGUUGGCACAGCCGAACCAUAACUGCGAAUAGUAAUGGAUCAUAGCAGGAGUGGUCUAUCACUUUCUCCUGCUUCCACCACGCUGAUUGUGGCACACCUGUUACAUGAUAGCUACAAUAAUUGCGUCAUUGCCUUAAACCAUCCAAAACCAUGUAUUACUUUAUGUAUCGGGGUCCAUGUAAAUGCCCACUGUCAACUGCGGAGGUGGAGUAAGAUGAACCUUCCGUCCACUUUACACACAUUCCUGACCUCCGACCUCGCCCUCAUAUACCCCAUCCAAUGUGUGUUGUAUGUUGAACGCAAGAGUUAGCACGGCCACUUCCUGUUGGUUGGGGGGGAAAAAUGUAAUGCUUAGGAAAAGCACAGGCUUUUUACAAAAUCCUAAACAACAAGAAAAACCUUAAGGGCCUAUAGACCCUGCAAAUGGGCUCCAGCAGAGGUUGUAGAAACCCAUUAAAUUCCUAUUUUCCAGCCGCAUGUAGAUGAUGAUCCCCACUGCGCGCCCUGUGGUUCCACCAGCUGAGGGAUGAUUGGCUCUUGCUCCGGCGACCCUGGGAUCCCGUUCAGCUGCUUCGUCGUGGAAAAAUGUGUCCUUUCUGGAGGGUCAGUGUGUCUCCGUCAAAGUCCAAAACUAAAUAUAGACGCAAACAACCACGGAGCGCCCCCAGCCCCCUCCCCCCCCCGGUUGCCAGGUCUGGGGAGCCGGAGCCGCUUGAUGAAUUGGCUUUGGAAAUGAAUGGAUGAAUUCAGUGCAGCAUAAGGCUUUUCCACACACACACACACACACACACACACACACACACACACACACACACACACACACACACACACACACACACACACACACACACACACACACACACACACACACACACACAAAAAGACACACACACACACACAAAAAGACACAAUAGAAAAAAAAAGUAGCAGGAUUAGACCAUGCUCGGUUUCUGUUCGCCCGGAGGACUUACUGCCAUAAUACUGCUGAGUGUGAUUGAUGGAGAGAAACCGGAAGCUAGAAGAGGAGAAGGAUGAGGAAGGUAGCAUUUUCCAUAGAGAGGCUGGGGCCAAGUGUGAGCUUGCGGUUA
Gadus macrocephalus (Pacific cod) is the source of this 5235-nucleotide messenger RNA. It is a transcript of the gene lipeb, whose product is annotated as lipase, hormone-sensitive b. Gene Ontology annotation, biological process: triglyceride catabolic process; cholesterol metabolic process. Bases 101 to 2830 code for a protein of 909 amino acids. Gene Ontology annotation, cellular component: cytosol. Gene Ontology annotation, molecular function: triacylglycerol lipase activity; sterol ester esterase activity. The transcript has 14 exons. NCBI's taxonomy places the organism in Eukaryota, Metazoa, Chordata, Actinopteri, Gadiformes, Gadidae. The record is from RefSeq and is a predicted model, not a curated record.